This is a messenger RNA of Ostrea edulis (European flat oyster), 4170 nucleotides long. RefSeq names its product titin-like. The record is from RefSeq and is a predicted model, not a curated record. The transcript is spliced from 20 exons. Bases 764 to 3577 code for a protein of 937 amino acids. NCBI's taxonomy places the organism in Eukaryota, Metazoa, Mollusca, Bivalvia, Ostreida, Ostreidae.
UGUUAGUAGUAUUGGAAUAACUGAGAUUUUUUUCCUCAAUCUUUUUUUUCUUCAUUGAGGAUGAGAGAAUCGCAAGGAUUAGGAAAAAUUUGAGAUGUUUCUUUCAUGCUGUAAAUAAACAAGAUACCUGUCGCUGAAGACAAAUGGGACAAUUUAAACAAUCGCUGGGCGAGAACAAAGUCAGAAACAAGCAUAAGGUAUAGAGACUUGGGGGUAACUGGCAUGAUUUGUGUACAAUUUAAUUCUCUAUACUUAUGUUACACUCAGAGGUCUCUAGGAAAUGCACAUCUUUCACCAAGAUGAUAAGUGAAAAGUUCUCCUAAAAGUGCUCAAUCAAAAUCGAUGUGAAUUAUCUUAGAUGUGCUCUGAAAGGGGGUAUUGAAAAAUUUCAAUUGUUUGAAUUUCGGAUUUUAAAUUCAAAAUUGAAAGUGCCAGUGAAUCUGAUCUGUUCAUAGGAUUAUGUGAUUUACAGAGAGAGACUGUCUUUUAUUUUAUGCCAUUUGUGAGGAAAAAUAUCAAAGUAAAUCUUAUUGAUUAAUUUGAUCGUGAUUAAUUCAGUUGGAAAGGGAUGUAAAGAGAUAUUUUUUAAUCAAUUUUUUUUUUCACUUCUAACAUGAAAUCAUUUUAAAAUCACGAGAAAAAAUAGGUGCUUGGUUAGAUUUCAUUUCAUAUUGAAAUCAACAGCAAAAUAAAAACAGUUUUUUAGUUUUGUUGGAUUGCACUUUGUGCUUGAUUGCGAUGCAUGAAAAUUUGAAAAGUGAUUAUGGAAGUUGAAAAAUCACUGCCAGCUCCAAAAAUGAAAUUUCCCGUGAUGACAUCCGAUCCUAAUUUGACGCCAAAAAAGAAAACAUCCAACAAGAAAAAGGUUGCAACAACUUCCAGUAAGGAAAAUGUCUUCUCGUUUCCGUUGGAUAGAAUACAAGUCAGUGGGCAGCAGAUGUACACUCCACGAAUCAGCGAUGGCGACAACGGCCAUGAAUUUUCUAAUUCCUAUAAUAUGGUGAAAAAAUCUAACAGUGAUUCUCCGAAUCUCGCUGCUGCAGUCACUUACACGAUUCCCAAAGUCAGGGAGGUUUUCUCCCUUGAGGGACUAAAAGAAUUAAUUCAAGGAGUGGGUUUCUCCAAUAUCCCUACUCAACUUCCAGAAAUGACACCAGGCCUCGAGAGGAAAAAUCAGUCCAAAGCUGGCUAUGUAAGCUUUGUAGGGAAUGCUCCAAUGGUGGAAAAAUUGAUAAGAGAGCAUGUGGCAGCACAGAAACAUAGAGAUUUUCUGUCACAAGACCAGCACCAGAAUUGUGAACGGUUUGAGCAACACAUGUUGAGUUUGAAACUCCAGAAUCAAUCGAAACAUCAAAGUCAAGAGCACGCAUUUGCUCGGCGGUUGAUGACAUUGAAGAAACGAGAAGCAAUGAGACGAAGAAAUGCAGAGAUGUUAGAACUACGGAAACAGAGAAAAAACUCAUCUUCUCCACACUCACCCAUGUCAGAGAGAAGAUUAAAAGUUCGAUUUAGAACCCCGUCUUUGUCCCCUAAGAAGACUAUGACGGUUCCGAACAAUAGGGAUCUCAUUUCCAUUCCUAAAGAAUCCUGGGGAGAAGAGAAACCGGAGAGUGACCAGGACUCCUCCAGGAUCGAUGGAAGCUCAGAGGGAGGCUCUCAGAUCAAACAGACAGAGGAGGACCCGGAACGCAAAGAAUCGGAAUCAGAUCACGGUAAGAAAGGCAAUUCUUUGGACAAUGAUGGAGAACAGGCAUCCUCUCAUCAUAGUUCCACUAACUCACUCCCUCCCAUCUCCAUGGAAACAACUGAGAAAGAUGGAGAGGAUGAAGCUGAAAAUGAUGCAGUGUUUGAGGAACCAACCGUGAAAACUCCUGAACCGGAACCAGAAAACAACACAUUGCCCGUUCCAUCCCCUGUUGCUACUCCAUCUGAACCAGAAUCAGUGGUUGAAGUAGUUGAAAUUGAACCAGUUGAAAAUGAAGUUGAAAAUGAGCCAGUUGAAGCACUGGUUCUGCCUGAUCCUUUUCCGGAUUCUGAACCAGAGACUGACAGAGAAUCAAAGAAAGUCAAAAAAGCCUCCAGUAACAAAGUUACUGUAUCCAAAGUGAAAUCAGUGAUGCAGAACGACAAAAAAGGCAGCAAAUCAAAAACGAAAGCAACGUCUAAAACCAUAAUCCGCAAACUAAAAAACGGCAAGGGAGACUCAGUAAAAAAGAAAUCAGUCGGUAAGGUCCCGACUCCCAGCUCUUCUAUUCCAAAUACUCCACGGCUGCCCGAAAUAUCCCAGCUGGAUGUAGGGGGAGAUGACGGAGAAGACUUAGAGGACACAGAGAAGGAGAAGACGGAACCCCCGGCCCCUAUUCCUAUGAUUGGGGAUACAAAGACGGGACCUCUAUCACUGAUAGCUGGUCAGGAUUCAAGGAAGGAACCGGUCAAGAAAACCAGGAAAGAGGGAAUAACUCUGCCUCGGUCUUUGUCAAGAUCGGUUGUACAACAGCAGGCUUCUAAAGGACCAGAGACACAGGUCAACGCAACUGAUGCUCAAUCCAGACGAAGACAAUCAUUGGCCAACCGGACAUUGAAUUUCGAGAAGAAGAGGGCACCCAAAGCUCCUUCACCCCCUCGAAAACCCCCCACCCCUCCCACACCAGAAUUUCUAUCCGACAAAUACUCCGUGCCAGAUCUACCCAAAGAUUUCAGUAGUUCCCUACCCCAAGUGACCAUAGAAGAGCCCCCAUUGCCAGAUGCAUCUGCGAUCUCAAAAACCCCCUCUCCAACAAAAAACCACAGAACUUCGAUUUCCAUGCCCAUAAAACUCCAACAGAAAAUUAACAGGCGCAAAUCAUUCAAGAGAGACACAUCCUAUGAAGAUGAACUCCGUAGACAAGAAUUAUUAGAAAAGAGAAGACAAAAGCAGAUGGCGUUGUUGGAGAAAAUGAAAUCACGGCAAGGACAAGUAGGAACAGAGGUGGAGUACAUUGAUGGUGCGCCGAGUUUCGACGAUUAUGGAUUCUUGGCAAAGUACUGUAUUUUCAACAGAGGGAGUCUGGAAAUGUACAAAAGGACGUUUGAUGUGGUGGAUGACGAGUGUAGGGGCUGGUUGAAUGGAAUUGAUGCGAUGAUUGCACUCCGAGGAGUGAACAACCGUCUGACCCUACAGGAAGAGGAGUAUUUAUAUAGGAUAUUAGAGAUCGCUGGCUACAACAUUUCUAAAGGAGCCGACUUCAAACUCUUCUCAGUGCUAGCUGCUCUGUCUCACAGGAUUUCAGCAGUAGAUGAUUGGAUGAAAAUUCUCAUAGACUCAAUGGAUUUCAAAAUACUGGAGAUGAAAACAUUCAUGUGCAAAACACUUUGGGAGUGCAAUGUGGACAAGGAAACCAAUCGUAUAUCACUGGACCAGUUGUGUAUCGAGCUUCGGGCAGGGGGUGUGAGUGAAAAACAUGAAAAAGAAGUCCGUGAGAAACUCUCGCAUCUAAAAUCUCUGGACCUGCUAGACUUCCUGACUUACGUCCCCUUGUUUAUAAUGAUCCACCAAUCGGUCGUGAAUAAUCCAUUAAACGAUGUAAGAGACAAAUAGUGCUAAAUUCUCUGUGCCCCAAAUGUUUGGUGCUAGUUUUCAUGGGAGAUAACUCGUAUUACACAUCUAUUGGGAUUUAAGUACUGCAUUUAUCUGAGCAAAGCAUGAUUAACUGCAAUUUGAAUGUCAGUUUCAAUAUUCAUUUAUGUAUUUUAUAAGUACAAUUUUGUACUUGAUUUGAUAUUUUGAAACAACAUGGUGUAUGUAUUGCAUAAUCUAAGGAUGAUCAGCUGUCAAAUGAUUUCACAAACUUGUAUCCUGCAGCAUUUGAAUUUGAUAUUUAAAAUGCUUCAAAAUCUUCUGUAUUACAUUCUGAUGACAAUAGAGUUUACACUGCAGAAUUUUGUUGUAUUUUCUUCAAAGGAAGACUGAUUAUAUUUAGCAAUGUUAAAAUGUAUUUUGUUAAACAAAUGUCGUUUUUAGAAUUGACCAAUCAAGGUCUUUUUACCAACUCAUCAAUAAAAUUUGGAAGUGUACAAGCUUUGUAAUAAAUUUCUGUGAAUCAUCCAUGCUUUAUGUAAGGACACUAUUAAAUUACAAUGUAAUUGGUCUAUAUUUACAGAAAUUUAUUAGGAAUAAAUGAAAGAAAAUAC